UUAGCAGACAAAAUAAACGAGUUUGGCAAUGUCUCUCAGCAGGCAGUGCUAUUGACCGAAGGACAUUUUUGAAGUUGAACGGUCGGUUCUUUUUUGUUGUUUGGAAAGAACUGGGUGUUGAACUUGAUAUAUACAUAUAUUAAUCGGGUUUAUAUAGCCAGAAACGAUCGACCAUGUAUGGAACGGAAUCAGAUAAUGGAAAUUGGGACCACAUGCUGGAUGGAACCAUAGAAAGUCUCUUCAAUAAUGCAAAUGCAGAGGACGAGCAUGGAGAACUUGAGAAACUCGAUAACCAGCACCAGCUGCUGCCAACUCCAUCGUCGAUGUUGGCUGGUGCAGAGUGGCUGGAGGCUGAUGAAAUACAGAAGAUGAACCAGCUAGUGACCUCAAUGUCAGCUGCACUUGAUGAAAUGGAGUGGGACAGAAGGAAGUGUAAAUCAUCUCUAGGUGACUGCCUUCACCACUUUGAGCGGCUGAAAUCUGGAUCUUCUCUUUGGAUGUGUCGACUUGAUUUGCUGCAGCAGGCAAUCACUUACGAUCCUGAUAUGGUAAUAGCAUUGGCAUUUUAUUCAAACAUCUCCAAACUUGCACACAAACACACACACAAGAAGAGCAUUGAACAUCUGCAUAUACCAGCAGGAUUUUACAUAAACCAUCAUCAAUUCAACUAUAGCUAUGUCAAAAUGGGGAGGAGCAAUGAUGAAGGAGACCUGCAUAAGAUGAACAAGUCCCAGCAGAUGAUUCGCCCAGAGAAACGUGGAGACGUUGACCGAGGGGAAGGAGAAGACUCUUCGUCUCUGCACUUGGCAUCGUUUCAAGGCCCUGACAACGAAGAGAUUCUGAGCCGGAUUGAUCUCUUAAAGAAGAACGCCGUCUCUUUUUCUAGCGGCAACCAGCCGCAGAGAGACGAGGCCCAGCAGCAGCACCAGUCUUCUUUUCUCCUCUUCUCGGAUGGUGACGAUGAGCCCACCAACAACGCCCGGUACGAGUCGAAACGGUCACUAACAUUACUGCUGCUUCGGUUGCAAGACGAGGAGGGAGGAAGAAGAGAAAAAAAAAAGGAAAAACGGAUGAAAAUCGAGCCAAGUUGCUAUGCUGCUGCUUGCCAUCAUCCCGUCAAGUCAAAUUGCCAGAAACGCUUGAAGCGACGUCGCUGCUGGAAACGGAGAAGGGAUAAGCUAUAGUAACCGGUGUACCAAACAAGCAAAUAGCAACCGACGACCCAGGAGCGACAAAAACGGAAAAUGAAAAAAAAAAAGGAACAGCCGGAAAAGUUCCAAAAUAGCGAUCCACACACGGGGCCCGCCCGUUUUUUUUUUUUUCCCCUUUCUUUCUUUCUAAUAUAAGUUUUAUUUUUAUUUCAUUCUAACUUCUUACUUUUUUUCUUCUCGGCAGCUACGACCGAAUCGAUCAAAAUAAUAUCCCGAGGUGAGGCUAUAAUUACUUGCACCCUGCGUCACCGUGUUGGACGUUGUGAGUGUGUGUAUCUCUGUGUGUGUGUACGUACAUCCGCCGUGCAUCUAUAAUAAAACUUUCGUGAAAAACUAAAGAGAUGCAGCACAACGAGAGGAGGACGGGGGGGCAUCGAAUGGAGAGAAGAAGAUAAGAGAGAUCAGCGGGAGGGCCUGGAGAGGGGGGAAUCUGUGUGACACUUUGACAGUUUUCUUUCUAGUUCUUUAACGAAGAAAAAGAAUGUUGAUCCGGUUUGCUUCCAGGAUACUUCGUCAUAACGGAAAAAGAGAAUCUCGCCCCACCCACCCCCAAGGAAAAGAAACAAACAUACGAUAAAUAGAAGAGACGACAGUUGGAAAAAACAAAUUGAAAGGAAAUGAUGAGACAGAGGAUAUUAUUGCAAGUUGUACGCGUUACGCACACAGACGGAAGAAGGCGAUCGUGGCGCCGGUGGAGAUAGAGCGUCGUCGCUAUUGAUCUCGUCGUUAUCGCCAGCGCUGGCGAUAUCGUCGUUUGCAUUGGCCGAUCCCGGCUGAUCGUCGCCGUUUUUGCCUUUGGGCGCGGCGGCCACCGACGACGAUGUUGAGGUGCCCUGUUGAGAACUGCGGCUGGCCGACUUGAGCUGCGCAAGUUCAGCCGCUGUAUUAGGAUCCUGCUUCUUCCACUUGAUUUUUUUAAUGAAAUAACAACAACAACAACAUGAAAACAAAGGAGGAUUUCGUACCUGGGAACCGGUGACGUUGAGCAGACGGGCGACUUCCUGACGUUCGUUGGACGAUAAAUAUUUCUUCUGUUCAAAAAUGCGCUCCAAUUCGAAAAGCUGUUUACCCGUGAAGGUGGUGCGCGUUUUGCGCGGACGCGAUUGGCCGUUAGCUGAAUCCGCACCGCCGGAAUUGACCAAAUCGGCCACCAUGACCAUGUUCUGAUGGUGGUGACUGUCCUUGUUCUUCCUGCGCUUGUUGCCGCCACCGUUGCUGUUCGAUUGUUGUUGUUGUUGCUGCUGUUGUUGCUGCUGCUGUGACUGGACGGGGAAAACAAUUCCGGCUGAAUCGCUUCCGGCGGCAGCCACGGCUGCCGCUACGACGGCCGCCGCGGCCGCCGCGUUGGUGUCGGACGCGUGUCCGUCGUCAUUGGCCUCACUGUCCGUCUCUCCGCCGGCCCUCUGUUGGGAUUCCUGACACCGCAUCACUUCACUCGUCUGCCACAGACGGGCAGCCGUCAAAUAGUACUGGAGCACCGUCGAGAAGUUGGCGGCCAUCUGCAAAUGCGGCUGGACGUUGCCCCACUGUCCGACGCCGUCCAUGUCGCCCUCGUCCGUCCCUGGGUCACUGGCCGGCUCCAUGGCGUCCACCACCAGUCCUUUGGCCCGUUUGAUGGGCGUCCCGCUCUCACGUUCCCUUUCACGUUGGCGACAUUUGCUCUUGUCCAGGCUCAAGUCCAGUGGCUCGUCACUAAUGUUCAUCAUAUCGGCCACGUCGACGCAGUCGGACGCCAUCCCGUCUCGCUCCUCUUCGCUACCGUCGUCGUAGUCGUCGUCGUCGCAACGAUGUCGCUCACUUAAAACGAGUGGCUCGAACGGAUGGCCGUCCCUUUCGCGCUCGAUUUUGCAAAUGCCGGAGGCGAGGCUGUUGGCCAGUGGCGCGCAAUCAGCCGGAUGAGUUUUCCAGCCGAGGAUGUCGGCGAUGGAAUGACGCGACGCGGCCGCUGUUUGAUGCCGGUCGGAGCACGGCGAUGAAUCACUUGCACGUCGUGUGGACGAAUAGCGAACGUGAUGACGACGAUGAUUGCGCUUACUGUUGGCAAUGCUGGAUGGAAGGGCAGCCACUGAGCCGGCACUCGACAGACACGAUGCUCGCAGAUUUAAAGCAGAAGAUGCUCGGUCCGGCCGGCACCACGUCGUCAUUGCUCAUCAACGGCAACGGAACACCGGCCAUGUGAGAAUGAAAACUGCGCGAGUCGACAGCCGCGGAGCUUUCCCUUGUUUAAUUCUUCUCGACGUUUUGCGGCCUUUGUUGAACAACCAAAGAAAAAGGAGACGGACAACAAAGGAGUUUGGCCGGCUAUUGUUAAUACAAGUGACGCAUCGUUCAUAUUUGGUUGACUGUGCUUCGUUCGAUGUGGGCGACGCGGAGAGAGGAGAGAGAGAGCCGGAUGGUGCGGUGUAAUAGCAGCUCGUCUACCCUUCCUCCCCGCUUUCGUUAUCUCAUCAAAGUUAUACACCAAAUAAGAGAGACAGAGAGAGCCGCUGCCGUGGAACGGCUCCUCCCAUCGAUCUAUUCAAAACGACUGACAAUGUCAUGUAGACAGAGUGUAUGGCAAAGGCAGAAUGAAAUAGAGAUGCCCCUCUAUUCUGCGUGUGUGUAACAUGGAAAUUCGAUGAGAUACAUGCGCAGCUCGUUGACAGUCAACAUCAUUUUUGUUGUUGUCCUUCGCUGUGUACGUAUAGCCCUAAAAUAGGAUAAUCAACUGUGUCUGUAGCUUUCGCAAUCAUUGCGUAGCCACACCCAUCAUUGAGGAUUAAAAAAAAAAAAAAAGAGAGAGCCAAUUUUGAAAUUGAAAUAUGCUUAUAACAAACUGCAUGUGUAAAUAUUUAAAUUCUUUAGGAUUUGUCAAAUAUUUGGAAGGGGGGAAGAAACAAAAUGGCCCUUAUGGGAUAAAAAGUUUAAUUGCACUUUUGGGUGUGGGGCACUGCUCCGCUGGUGUCGUAUUCUUAUGUAAACUCCUUUGCAUAUAAAAAAAAAAGAAGAAGAAAAACAUGUCCGGGAACAAGACUUUUUGGGGAAGGGGAAGUCAAACAGACGUGGCACGGCGGUUGAAAUCUAUAUGUAUAUUUAUAGCCCUUCGUUGUAUGCCCUCCCACCUUUAUUCAUAGUCCAUAGACCCAGGGAGGAAGAAGAGAGAGAGAGAGAUAGGGAGACAAAUAGCGCUUGUAAGACUUUGCAGCCCAGUGUCAUAAAUAGUCAAAAGGGGAAGGGGGGGGGGAAGAAUUAAGUCGUCAGAAAAAAUUCAGUUAUAGCGAGGAUUGAAGGAUAGGUCGUUCCAGACGAUUGAACCAAAUGGAAUAGCUGUAAUCAUCUACUAGUUUAUAGGGGUAGAAAAAAACGAACCAGAUGAAAUAAAAAAACAAAACAAAACAAAAAGAAGCAACGGUCUAACGUGAGCCAUAAGAAAUGAUGAUGUCCCAUGAAAAAUAGAAAAUAAAGGACGAGCCGGGAGCUUUUCGGGGAGGGUAGGAAGAAUGUAGAGAAAACGAAGGGAACCCAUAGAGCCGUGUUGACGUUGUGCCAGCCAUUCCAUUAGCCGAGCCAUUUAACCUUCAGCUAACCAAGCACUUUAACACACAUACACACCCUUCGUUCUUUUUUAUUUAUUUAUUUUUUUUUUCCCCUAGUUUAGCUCUCGUCUUCCUUCGUUGCUGUGGCCGCCAGCGAUUUAUGGCUUCGUUUUUUCCUCUUUAGUUUCGGGAACAACGGGAGUGCGCAGCACCUCGCUUGAUUCAUUUUCUUAAAUUAUUUGUUAUUGUUUUGUUUUGUUUUUGAUGUUGUUAUCGUUUCUUUUCUGCUGUCCGCUGGCACAAUGGCAGUACAUUUAUGUAUACAUAUAAAUAUAUAGAUAUAUAUAUAAAUAUAUACUGUGCUUGCUAAGUAGUAUGGGUCGGUCACGUUUAACGGUUGACAGCUUCGUUUAUCCGCCGCCUGGAGCGAGGCCCGUUUUUUUUCUUUUGUUUUUUUCUUUUUCUUUCUAAUUUCCCGAUCGUAUUACAGGUCGAUGACUGCAUCCAGCUCAUCGGUGCUUAUAUUAUAACUGUAUAGCUUGUUUAUAGAUUUGAGUAUUUGUUUGUUGUUUAACGGUCGUGAGAAAAGAACAUGACGAACAGUUUUUCACCAAUAGCGGGUGGGGUCUCUUGGCUUCAGAUUUUGAUUGUGGUUCCGUCUCUCCCUUCUACCCAGCCUGUCAUAAUUCUCGUUCGAUGCGGGUCCAAGUUGACAGGAUGGUGACUUGAAAGGUUGCACACAUACACAUGGAAAGGAAUCCAUUCAAUAAUGCAGGCCUUGUGGCAUGUGACGUCGUCCUCUCGACAAAGAAUCAAACAAAAAAGUAAUACGUGAAUAAAUAAAUUCGUGGGGGCAGAAGCCAGAAGCAAGUCAAUCAAUUAGCGACCGUGUGCAACUUUAUACACACUUUUUACGCGAGUGUUAUUACAAAUGAUUUGUUUUGAUUCGAAUCGUCCUGCCAUCUAGCAAAUGUCGAAGAAACCACAAAGGGUGUCGGGACAAAAUCGCAGUUGUUAUUGGCGAUUGUAGAUGGCGUUCGCAAUGGACGAAUGCCGUGUGUUGGAAAAUUGCAACUGACGGAAACAGUUGUGUUUGGGACGUGGUAUGCAGAAUGUUAGUGAUAGCAAGGUGAAGGUUGGCAGGAAUUGCACAUGAAAGUAGCCAGUACUUUCUGAUCGUCUAUCAUCGCCAAUUGGGGAACGUGGUAAAGUAUAUCGUGAUUAGUAAUGUGUUAGUUUCAGAGAUUCUUUUAAGAAAUUACAUUUUGUAUCACCAAAAAACAGACUGUACGUACUUUAAUUCUUUAUUGUCCAUUCGUAAAUACGUUUAUGUGUUGGCUAUGUUUUUAUAAAUCUGGAAGAUGCAAGGUGGUAUCACAGUUAGGCACAAUGGUCAGAAACAAGAUAAUGUUCACAAAUGACCCAAUUAUAAAAAAAGGUUUCUUACAUUUGUGUUUUAUUAUUUAAGGAAAGGUUUUUUUUUUUAAAUAUGAUGUAUGAUAGCAACCUUUUAAAGUCUACUAGUUGUUUUGAGGGUUGUAAUUGUAAAUAAACCGUUCAUUGGUUUAUUCAUAAAGGUAUAUAUUGGCAACUAUGCAUUCUAACUUCAGAUUUCUAGCGUCUGUAAUGAGAAGACAAAAUUGUGGUUGUGGUAGAUUUUAGGUAGGCCUUAGAUUAAUACGAAUCCUUGCAUGGAAGUGAUUCUAUAAAAUUGUAUGAUAAUAAAAUGUGGAACGUUUGUGAAAAACCAAUGAUAUCGUCUUUAAUGAUGAGCUGAUUGCAGUGUGUGCACGUUAAACAACGAAAUAGUAAGUCUUAUUUCUGAAUAUAUUUGAUGUCUUAAUGCCUAUCAGUAGCCCAAUUGUGAAAACUUGAAUCAAGGAACACUUUCGCACUGUGAACUGUUAACGACUACUCGCUUGCAUUCGUCGUAGAUAUCGUGAUGGAUACACAUUCACUUAGAUUUAUAGAGGACGAUUAAAAGGUCCACAGUAAUAGAAUGUGAUUGUAACCGGUUGUUACAACAACCAUACAAAUGUUCUCUUUCUGGAUAUUUCAACAAAUGUGAACUGAAACUUUGUUCAAAAGUCGUUAACAAAAAUCACUUGGAUUUUCUAGAUCUAGACUGUAAAUAAACAAUAUUAUGGUUAGCAGAGAAAUAUUGGUUUUAGCGUAGGCUUUUCACUAGAUCGUGGUGGCCCUGAAAAGGGUCAUUUUGUCUAGUGCAUUGCAAUUUUCGCCUAGGCAAUGGCGCCUUGGCUGUUUCACGCCAUUGUUUAGAUUAAAAGGAGGGAAAACGAAUAGAGUACAAACACAUAGCCUCUCGGUACAUAUGAGGUGGCGGUAGAGUCCGUAGCAGGUGGUUUUACGUUAGAAGGGUUCACUUUUGAAGGAAUUGUUUUGUCCGUCAAAAGUUGUAAAUUAUUGUAUUGUGUGGAGAAUUGUCAAUAAAAAUGUUUCUUAAACAAA
Molecule: messenger RNA, 7195 nt
Organism: Daphnia magna
Lineage: Eukaryota; Metazoa; Arthropoda; Branchiopoda; Diplostraca; Daphniidae
Exons: 9
Coding region: 174-1184 (336 amino acids)
Source: RefSeq, a predicted model, not a curated record